UGCCAGCAGCCGAAUUAUAAGCUGGUGGUACGUCGCCAUGUCCCUUCUGCUCCCAAUUGAUCCUUUUUCGCAAUGAGGUACCCUACAAAGUGGUGUCUUGUGCUACCGCUACUCACAUAUUUUUCGCUGACAGCCUCAGCGUGGCCCACCAAGCCGCAUAAACCACCAGUGUGCAUCAUCGGCGCGGGUCCAGCAGGCUUGACAGCAGCGAGCAAACUCCAAGACAAAGGUAUCAAGGCCGUAGUCUUCGACAGGCAGGAUGCAGUUGGCGGCAAAUCCCAGGUGUAUUACGAUGAAGAAGGAAUAUUCCACCCGCUUGGUGCCGCCUUCUUCUCGAACGCAACCUACCCCGAAACCUUGAAAAUCAUCGACGAAUCCGGCGUCUCCAUCGAAGAAUUUGCACUCGCGGGUGCAAGAGAGCAGUUCUUCUUCAACAUCACCACCGGCGCAACCGAACCUGUCCCGGCACCCUCCCCCCUCUUUCUGCAGGCUGUGGCAGCCGAGAUACCACGAUAUAUACAGCUCUGGAAUCAGGUCUUCAAGCCGAUCGACGUGAUCAGCUACAAGAAUGGUGUUCCAGACGACCUGACCGUUUCCGGCGAGGAGUGGUUUAGGAACAACAAUUUCACCGCACUUCCCAUUUUGCUCACCAACCCGCUAGCGCUAUAUGGAUAUGGCGACAUUCGGAUCGUUCCGGCACUCUACAUUCUACAAUACUUUACACCCGACAUACUAACCGGAUUCGUCGGCCAACACAAUGUGUACUACACGGACUUCAACAAGAUUUGGGUGGAAUGGGUGAAGAAGCGGCUCUGCGAGACCCCGAUUAAUCUUUCGCACGAGAUUCGUUGCAUCGACCGCUCAGGAAAGAAUCCUGUUAUUAAAUAUACCAAACCGCACGGCAACUUCUACAAAUGGGGCAAGCAAGAGUGCUCAUCGCUGAUAUUUGCGUUCCCGCCGAAUAUCGAAAACCUCGAGAGGGCUGGUCUGGACUUGACCGAAGAAGAGUACGACGUCUUUUCAAACGUCGGCACGCACAACUACUUCUCAUCGGCCAUAGAGUUCGCACUCCCCUUCGGCGUAUCAUAUAUCGCUAACAGUUCGGCGCCGGGCGUGCCGCCACCCAACAUCGGCGAGCCCGUGGCUGUGCUGCGCCUCAGCGAGGCCUCCAACAUCUCGACAUCCUGGUCUUGGGGGCCGUAUAUGGAAUUCCAGUCGAUCCAGUCCGCUGAGGAUCUGCUCGUUUCGACCUUGAGCGAAAUCAACAAGGAUCCGCGUAAUGAGACCGCGCCACCCGAGCCGUUUACCCAGGAGAAUGUCAAGGCGUUCAGGAAGUGGGAUUAUUUUCCCCACUUUGACAGUGAGCCGCUGCGUAAUGGCUCCUAUACCAAGUUGAAUGCGCUGCAAGGGUGUAACAAGAGUUACUGGGCGAGCGGGCUCAAUGGCAUGGAGAUCGUCGAGUGGGCGGUCCGUGCCGGACUGGACGUCGUCGAUUCGUACUUCUAGGCGUCUGGUGCCCAAAAGGAGGAGGAACAAAACUGGGAAGGUUAUCGUCGCUUCGCACUAUACCCGGGCAGGAAGAGGAGGAUUUAAAAUCUGGUUUGGCUGUCUGUUUGCGUUUACGAGUCUCACGAGUCUCGUUCUGGUUUGGCGAUUUGGCUCUGAUGACUUGACUUUUGUAUAGAUGGAUGAUUGAUACCUCGCUUUCGUGUACGCCUUCGAUGAGCGUCAUGAUCACGCCUCCGUUACGACUACCGCAUGGAUGGGUUGGCAUGGGAUAUGAUUAUGACAUGACCACUUUAAUGGCUUGUAUAUUAGAUAGAUAAUGUAGAUAAUGCUC
Molecule: messenger RNA, 1840 nt
Organism: Trematosphaeria pertusa
Lineage: Eukaryota; Fungi; Ascomycota; Dothideomycetes; Pleosporales; Trematosphaeriaceae
Product: FAD/NAD(P)-binding domain-containing protein
Exons: 4
Coding region: 73-1506 (477 amino acids)
Molecular function (GO): oxidoreductase activity
Source: RefSeq, a predicted model, not a curated record